Nelumbo nucifera (sacred lotus) is the source of this 780-nucleotide messenger RNA. RefSeq names its product putative histone H2A variant 3. Gene Ontology annotation, molecular function: protein heterodimerization activity; structural constituent of chromatin; DNA binding. Gene Ontology annotation, cellular component: nucleosome. The record is from RefSeq and is a predicted model, not a curated record. Lineage: Eukaryota; Viridiplantae; Streptophyta; Magnoliopsida; Proteales; Nelumbonaceae.
CGAAACCGCAAGUAAACAGAGCAGACCUAACAACUCCCAACCCCUCUAAACUCAACUCAAAUUCUUUUUGAGUUUCCGGUUUCCUCUCUUCCACUCUUCUCUUCCUUCCACCGCGCGAGCAAAGAAGGCCGGAGAAUGGCGGGUAAAGGUGGAAAAGGGCUUCUGGCGGGAAAGACCACAGCUGCAAACAAGGACAAGGAUAAGAAGAAGCCGGUUUCACGGUCUUCUCGAGCCGGUCUCCAGUUUCCUGUGGGUCGGAUUCAUCGGCAUCUGAAAUCAAGAAUUGCUGCCAAUGGGCGUGUUGGGGCCACUGCUGCUGUAUAUUCUGCAGCCAUCCUUGAGUACCUUACAGCGGAGGUAUUAGAGCUGGCAGGAAAUGCUAGUAAAGAUCUCAAGGUGAAGCGCAUCACACCAAGGCAUCUUCAGCUAGCCAUCAGAGGGGAUGAGGAGCUGGACACAUUGAUCAAGGGUACAAUUGCUGGAGGGGGUGUGAUUCCUCACAUCCACAAGUCCCUCAUCAACAAGUCAUCUAAAGAUUGAAAUUAUGGUUUAAUGGUAUUCGUCCUCUUCCAAUUUCUUCACUGAUAGACAUUGUUUAGGAUGUAUGAUUGUAUGUUGGUGGGGCUUAGGUGGACUUAUUUUAGUUUUGUUUGUGCAAUGUUUUACUUGGCUAGGAUCCAGUAUGAUCCUCAAUUGUACUUUUUACUCUAACAUCUUUGAUAAAUUCUAAUCUGAACGAGUAGAUUGUUUAGGUAGGGAAGAUUUGAGUAUUUAUUUGUC